Vigna angularis (adzuki bean) is the source of this 2259-nucleotide messenger RNA. RefSeq lists its product as uncharacterized. Gene Ontology annotation, molecular function: DNA binding; protein dimerization activity. The transcript has 5 exons. The coding region runs from base 1 to 2259 and encodes 752 amino acids. The record is from RefSeq and is a predicted model, not a curated record. NCBI's taxonomy places the organism in Eukaryota, Viridiplantae, Streptophyta, Magnoliopsida, Fabales, Fabaceae.
AUGGUCGCCGUCAUCGUCGCCAUCCUCACCGCCUUCCUCGCAUUGCAACUUCUGGUAUGCCCUUCUUCUUCCAGCCGCUGGUGUGAAAAAGCUUACUUCACUAUGUCGGGAAACGCAUCAAAUUCAGGAGAAGUUAAUCCAAGUGUAUCUUCAUCAGUUAGUAGAAGUAGAAGUAAAAAUGCUCCAGGAAACCGAUCUGAUAUUGGAUGGAAAUAUGGAUUUGAUGUUAAUGGUAAUGGAAGAAAAGUGAAAUGCAACUAUUGCUCAAAGAUUGUAAGUGGAGGCAUAUUUAGAUUUAAGCAUCAUCUUGCUGGAACUAGAGAAGAUUCUGAGCCUUGUGCUUCUGUUCCGGAUGAAAUAAAAAAUUUGAUGAUAAAAGUAGUUGCAGAAGCUAAGAAUGCUUCAUUAAAGAAAAGAAAGAUAAAUAUCGGUGAAGACGAGGAAGAAAAUGAAAAUUUUGAAGGAGGACACAAGGUAUUCGGUUUUAAAGGAAAAGAAAAAGUUGCUACUACUAGUAAGGGGGGAGUUCAAGCAACUAUAAAUCAAAUGAUGAAAAAAGGAUACAAAGAAGAAGUUGAUGCUCAAGUUGCUGAAUUCUUUUACACCAGUGCCAUUCCUUUCAAUCAUGAUAUUAGAGAGAAGCUCUUGAAACAAGCUGUGAAGAAAACAAAUGCAAAUCUUGAGGAAUAUAAGGAGGAGUGGAAGAAAACUGGAUGUACAAUUAUGUCUGAUGGUUGGACGGAUAGAAAAAGACGUUCUAUUUGCAACUUCUUGGUGAAUAGUCCUAGAGGGACGGUUUUUCUUUAUUCACUUGACACUUCAGACAUUUCAAAAACAGCUGAUAAAGUUUUCAAAAUGUUGGAUGAUGUUGUCGAGUUUGUUGGAGAAGAAAAUGUUGUUCAAGUUGUCACUGAUAAUGCUGCAAAUUUCAAGGCAGCCGGAGAGUUGUUGAUGCAAAAGAGGGAAAAAUUGUAUUGGACUCCAUGUGCAGCACAUUGCAUUGAUUUGAUAUUCGAAGAUUUUGAAAAAAAUUUGAAGGUCCAUGAAUUGACCAUUAAGAAGGGAAGAAAAAUUACAACUUACAUUUAUGGGAGAUCAAUGUUGAUUUCCUUAUUGAAAAAGUUUACUAAAGGUAGAGACCUUAUAAGACCGGGUGUGACUAGAUUUGCCACGGCUUAUUUAACUCUUGCUUGUCUUCAUGAAUUGAAGGCAUCGUUGUUGACCAUGUUCAGCUCUGAGGAAUGGAAGACAAGCAAGUUUGGAACUUCACAAGAGGGGAGAAAAGUAGCACAUGUAGUAUUAGAUAGCCGAUUUUGGAAGAAUGUCUCCAUAUGCUUGAAAGCUCCUGCCCCUCUCAUGGUUGUCUUAAGAUUAGUGGACUCAGAUGUAAAACCUGCAAUGGGUUUCAUUUAUGAAGAGAUGGACUGUGCAAAAGAGAAGAUUAGGUCUAACUUUAACAAUAUCAAAAAGAGUUAUGAAGAGGUUUGGAGAAUAAUUGAUGCUCGAUGGGAUAAUCAACUUCAUAGGCCUUUGCAUGCAGCUGCCUAUUUUCUAAACCCUCAUUUCCACUAUGAACCUAACUUUAGAUCUGAUGAUGGUGGAGAGGUGAAAGAAGGAUUGUAUUUUUGCAUGAGAAGACUGAUACCAGAUAUGGCAGAAAGAAGAAAAAUUAAUUUACAAAUUGUUGAAUUUCAUAAUGCUAGAGGCCUGUUUGGAAUGGAAGAUGCAAAAGAGUGUAGGAAAGAGUUAAAUCCUGGGGAAUGGUGGGACAUGUUUGGUGAUGGAACUCCAGAGUUGAAGAGAUUUGCUAUUCGAAUUCUAAGCUUGACUUGUAGUUCUUCUGGAUGUGAGCGUAAUUGGAGUUCAUUUGAAAUGGUUCAUACAAAGAGAAGGAAUCGUUUACAUCAAAAAAAGAUGAAUGAUUUAGUUUAUGUGAUGUAUAACUCCAAGCUGAAAAGUAGACAGAUUCGAAAAACUAUAGCUCUUCCAUUUGAUGACAUAGAAUCAGAUGAUGAAUGGAUAGCUGAAAAGACAGAUGAUGUUGUUGAGAUUGAUCAAGUUAAAGGUGAAAAUGAUAGUGAAAAUGUUCACUUAGAUGGAGCAACAACAGAUCCUGUUUUAGAUGCUCUUGAUCUUGAUAACAUAACAUUUGAGAACAAUGAGGAUGCACAAGCACAACAUUCAUUAGAGGAAGAGUUAGAUGAUGAUGAUGAUGGAGAUGGAGAUGAUGAUGCCAUUAUUAGAGGAUUAGAGGAUUAG